UGGUAAAUAACCGAAAACAGUAAGUAACACAGUAUCCAACAUAACUAACAACGUUGGAUUAGAUUGACAAACUACCUAUUCAGACGGCUAAUUUUGUGGAACAGCCGAAACCGUGUGGAGGUGUGUGCUUGACUUGAGUAUUGAAAUUGUUGAUUGUUAAUUGGAAGUGAAGAAGAAGGCAAUGCCAGGUCCUGGUCCUCACCUUAUGUAUGCCAUGGGUUCUGGUUUGUGUCUCACAAGCAUCAGCAAUGGGAGGUUUAGUCCCCACCACACACUCUUCUACACCAUCAACGCCUUCUUUGGCCCUGAUGUUGGUUCUUUCACGGAGUGGCUUGGUUCACUCUUUGGUGGCUCUGCUCAUGCUUUUGGAUCUGCCCUUGAAGAUCUCACUCACCAUCCCCUCUUCUACAUCCUUCUUUUGGGACUUCCUCUCUCUUUUCUCUAUUCUCGGAUAUCCUCCUAUCUUCUCCACACGCAGCUUCUUGAUUCUCUCUCCAGAGUGCCCCUUACGAGGAUGCAAUGCUUUUUGUUGAUAUCAGCUGGCUCUUUUACCCACUUCUUUCUUGAUCAUCUGUUUGAGGAGAAUGGGAAAACAACCACGUACACAUGGAUUUUGAGCACUGGCUGGUGGCAGAGUAGAGCACCAGUUAACCCAGAUGCUGUUGUUGUAGUUGUCUUCUUAUGUGCUUGCUUAAUUGGUGGCUUUUUUUACCUCAACAGAGCAAAUGCCUCAAACUCCAUAAAGAAAAAGUCAUAUCAGUCAAUGCUUCUUGUGAUGUCCAUAGCUUGUUUGUACUGCUUUUGGUGUGCAAUUCAGAUAUACUGGAUCAGUCCACGUCGUCCAGCCGUAGGUGAAGAGGCCGAUCUUGGUGUUCUCGUGUUCUUAGCUAUAUACUUUUUCCUACCUUAUGGUUUGUGUAUAAUGUCCAUGUCCCCAAAAGAUCAUGAUCCUAAUCUGAUUCCUCUUUAAUAGUGUUCACCCUAUUAGAGAUGUGUUCUGCUUUUGCCACUCCUAUAUAGUUGUGAGGGUAGCUAGAAUAUUUCGCCAGUAAGUAAAUUGUAUAAUCACUCAGCAAAACUAUGUGAAGCUAUGCAUCCAUUCCUUGUUGGAACUGGAUUCUUUUGAGCUUACAGGUUAUAUUUCACUGACUCAUACGUUGUUAUCGGUAUCUUGUUGCAAAGUGAUCCAAUAUAGAAGUUUGACAUUUGACUCCUGUCAUAAUGUACCUUUCAUUUGUUCAAAUAAAGCUUCUUGUAGGUCUUAAUAA
Molecule: messenger RNA, 1268 nt
Organism: Glycine soja
Lineage: Eukaryota; Viridiplantae; Streptophyta; Magnoliopsida; Fabales; Fabaceae
Exons: 4
Coding region: 182-970 (262 amino acids)
Source: RefSeq, a predicted model, not a curated record